CUGGUCAACUCUCGCGUUGACCCUCAUGUCUUCGCUCAUCAGACUGAGAACCCGCCCUUCCGACCGCCAGCACAUCUCUCCGGCACUGGCGAGCCCGCCCUCCACCCAGCUACGGUUCCCCAGGCAAUUGCGACGUACCAUGCAGUGACCAGCGGUCUCGUUGAUCUCUUUGACCAUGUGCGCCUCGUGGAUGAGAUCAGCGCCUGGGCCCAACAGAGCCAUCGAUCACAGGAUGUCGUAUCCGCCGCUUUCUAUCUCGUCCUCGCCAUAGGCUAUCAGUCCGCAGAAGAGGAUCUCUCUUCGGCGUACUUCGAAUACGCACGAAACACGGCAUUAACGAAUCUCAGUGGCAACAUCAAUGUCCCUACGAUUCAGACGUUUAUACUGGUGACGCUUUAUAUGUUGGGCUCUUGUCAAAUGAAUGGGGCGUUUCUGUUUUUUGGUAUUGCGGUACGGGCAGCCUACUCUAUCGGUAUACACCGCACUGAGAUAAAUUCUCGCUUUGGCCCAGAGAUUCAAAGGCAACGAGACCGGUUAUGGAAGAGCCUUCGUGUGUUGGAUCUAUUCCUCAGCACGUCGAUGGGUCGACCACCUGCUACCUCAGACGUGGACUGCAGUGUACCUUAUCGAGCUGUGGAUGACAUUAACGGACAAGAAACGUUCGAUAUCCUCAACGCUUCAGCCCAAAUCUUCCUCAUCACAGAGGGCAUAGUCGUUGAGGUUUACUCAAGAAAGAAAGUCUCCUACCAAUUGACGGAGGGUAUCUCGAGACAGCUGCGGGACUGGUCUAUCCGGUGGCUCCAAAGGCUGAAAGAGGUCGUAUCAAAUCCCUCCGCAGUGGAAGACCCAACUGUCAUACUAGUGUCAAGGCCGUUUCUCAUGUACGAGCUUCACAAGCGGCUGGCAGAAGGACCAGCUGGAAAUACUUCGAGCCGGCCUGGUCUUAUCUCCGGCAAGUCUAAGCUUGCUGACGCCUGCAUCGAUGCCGCGAGCUUUAUGGUUGAUAUUCUGGUGGGCUUGACAGAAAGAGGAUUUCUCAGAGCGCAGAUGCCACUCAUCGUAUCAUGGCUGUUUGCAUCCUCUCUCAUCUUGGGUGUCGGGCUACUGGGAUCAUUCGGCCGCAUACUCGAAAAAUACACCCGCAACUCGAUCAUGGUCUUGGAGCACUUCGCGAAGAAAGACGCGCAUGCCUCGCAGUACUCUCUCAUCGCAAAGUCCCUCCUCAACGCGGCCCUCGACUACCUCGAAAAGAAAGAACUUCAAGAAAGACUCCAGAGGACCGAGAGCUCGUCACAACUGUUCGGGCUCAUGCCCCGUGACAGCGCGGAGUCCGAACAGACCCCCCAUUCCGCCGCUCACGACCAGACUCCAGCGGCCUUGGGCGCGGAUAGGCAAGCGGCAGUCAAAGCGACGAACUCGGUUUCGAACUUCUUGGGUCUCGGGUCGCCCUCGUUCGCAGAUAUGGAUGCCUCGUUUUUGAGUUUAUCGAGCUCGCUGCCGCGUACGCCGGAUUUGUCGGUGCUGGACGGCAGGAUCGAUGGCGACCACGGCUUUGGCGACCUCAAUCUUUUCCAGCUCCUUGAUGGAGAUGGGCAUAUUGAUCUUGGGCCGUAUAUAUGA
Messenger RNA from Colletotrichum karsti, 1620 nucleotides. Its product is annotated as fungal specific transcription factor. Lineage: Eukaryota; Fungi; Ascomycota; Sordariomycetes; Glomerellales; Glomerellaceae. Gene Ontology annotation, molecular function: DNA-binding transcription factor activity, RNA polymerase II-specific; zinc ion binding; RNA polymerase II cis-regulatory region sequence-specific DNA binding. Gene Ontology annotation, biological process: DNA-templated transcription; positive regulation of transcription from RNA polymerase II promoter by galactose. The transcript has 6 exons. The record is from RefSeq and is a predicted model, not a curated record. Gene Ontology annotation, cellular component: nucleus.